AUGUCUUCCACCUCGACGUCUCCCAAGCCCGCAGCGGCUCCCAAGUCCAAAAUGACAACCUACGACACCAAAGACAUGGGGCCCCAGCUCGACCGCAUCGCCGCCUCGACACGCACCACGCACGAGAAGCGCGUCUGGACAGCCCUGUGCCAGGUGCCCAAGGGCCAGGUCACCACCUACGCCAUCCUCGCCGCGCAUCUCGGCUCGUCGCCCCGCGCCGUCGGCAACGCGCUGCGCCGCAACCCCUUCGCGCCCCAGGUCCCAUGCCACCGUGUUGUGGCGACGGGCGGCAAGCUCGGCGGCUUCAAGGGGAAGUGGCCGCGCGACGGUGAGGGCAUCACGCUUGACGAGAAGAGGAUGCUGCUGAGGCGGGAAGGGGUCAAGAUUGACGAUGCUGGGCCGGGUCUUGGGGACGCCUUUUCAGGCAUUCGUCCCAAGUGUGAUCUGACAAGGUCCAUGUCAAUCACAUUUCGCCCUGCGAUUUCCCUCUUCAGCGAUUUGCGUUGUCGAUGGACUCUUCCACGAAUGCUGCUCAAACCCCAACCCCUAUGA
This is a messenger RNA of Verticillium alfalfae VaMs.102, 552 nucleotides long. Its product is annotated as RING-2. The coding region runs from base 1 to 552 and encodes 183 amino acids. The record is from RefSeq and is a predicted model, not a curated record. Gene Ontology annotation, molecular function: methylated-DNA-[protein]-cysteine S-methyltransferase activity. The transcript has 2 exons. NCBI's taxonomy places the organism in Eukaryota, Fungi, Ascomycota, Sordariomycetes, Glomerellales, Plectosphaerellaceae. Gene Ontology annotation, biological process: DNA repair.